Messenger RNA from Gamsiella multidivaricata, 3854 nucleotides. RefSeq lists its product as uncharacterized. The coding region runs from base 201 to 3662 and encodes 1153 amino acids. The record is from RefSeq and is a predicted model, not a curated record. The transcript is spliced from 2 exons. NCBI's taxonomy places the organism in Eukaryota, Fungi, Mortierellomycota, Mortierellomycetes, Mortierellales, Mortierellaceae.
CUGAGAGGCUUGGUGUCAUAAAGCUCCGAAUUUCAGCACUUAAUUAGGUGCACUAUCUAAGCGUGGCAGUUGUACGAAAACAUGGCCUGUUUUUAUUUUCACCUUCACCGUGUCUCUCCAUUUUCAUUUUCACUCUCUUCUCUUUUCUCUCUCUCCUUCCUCUCUAUCUUCACCGCAUUCCCUGAAAGCAUAAAGAAAGCAUGACAAUCAAGGAUUCAGGUCAACAGUCUUCACAAGCCUUCCGACUACGUGUGCCUCCUAAUUCAUCAGCAGAGGCCGAGGUCGUUACCAUCCCCACUCGACUCGAUCCUAAGUCCGGCCAACGAAUUAUUCUAUGGAGGGACAUCCAGCUUUAUUACAAGGAUGCCCAAUGUGUCAUGAACGAUGGGGACGUUAUCCUCUACCUCACGGACGAAAAUUUUGAGUAUCUCACUCCCCUAAGGAUUGGACACUACCCAGGAGUUAUACUCGAUGUGAUUGUCGGCAGUACCGGACAGGAGGUUGUGGCUCCAGCAACGGAGGAAGCGUCUCUCCAGCGCAUCACACCAGUCUCCACUCCGACUAUCUCACCGGACGUACCAACCUACACGAACUCAAACGCCAUUAUUGUAAAUGACGGCGCCAAAGAAAUCCAGAGAUAUAAUCCGCCAUACUGUAUGGAAAUUGUCGAGAUCAACUCUUUGGCGGAGCAAACGGCCGACCUAUCCGUCCAGGACGUGGGGUCACCGAAUCAUCACCUCGUCGUACGUUCAACAGACAUGGCUCAGGAACCGACAGUGUCUGUUCAAGACCAUCUCUACCACUAUACCUCCCAGCUUCUGGCCCUCCAGUCCGGCCAACGGAAUAUAGCCGAAGCUAUGCAGUCCGGACGGUCGGAUAUCGUCGCUACCAUUAAGGGUGAAAUGGACAAGAAUAGAUCCCUUCAGGAGCAAGUCCUCCAGAUGCAGCGGCAGAUGGACAGAAAGGACAGGAGGGCGCAAGAUCGGCUAUUCGAGGCACAACAGCAGUUAUUAGGGCAACAGAAACAGAUGCUCAAAAUGCAGCAGCAAGCCCUCGACCGAUUGGCUAUCAUCCAAAACCGAGUUCAAGCAGUUCUCACUCAGACCUACGAACUUCACGAGUAUCCCAUUCCUCGCCUGUUCAUCGUGCUCCCAAAGGCGUUACGACGUCGCGACAAGCUGCUCAAGCCUUUUUCGGAACAGUUUCGUCUGUAUUUCCUGUGUGAGUGCGGUGCUCAUACUAUGUCCGAGGGAACCACCAUUCCACACGAGAUCCACCUGGCCAAACACGAGGGAUACGAUCUGGACCGACCAAAAGAGUUCUUUGAAAAAUACGGCUCCUACGUCCUAGCGCUGAUGCAGAUGAUCAAAUUUGGAAUAUCAGUGGCAGGGGUCGUGGUGCCUCCGCUGGCGCAUUUCAAAGUCGUGGAAGGGAUCGAGGAAGUGGAGAGGCAUCUCAAGUUUGUGAGGGAGAAUCUUGAGCCACUGGUAGACGACACAAUCCAUUUUAUCGAAGGCCAACAAAAGAAUCCCAGCGGUGGAAUGGAAUUGACCGAGGGACAGACGCAGAUGGAUAAGCUCGAGGUCUUGGAAGGAGCAGAUCUUCGGCAGCUGGAAUCGUAUCUGAAAGUACAGGACGAGAGCCGCGUUCUUGGCAACCUAUACAGGAUUGUCACGGCGGAGGGUCAUGUCAAGUGGGUUUGCAUCGACCACUAUCGCGAGAACUAUCGAGAAUCGACGGUCCAGCAAUUGAGAGAUAUAGUGGAAGCUAACGGAGGAGUGUUUGCCGAGGCACAGGGCAAGAUCAAAAUUUCGCUGACGGCCCCUACUCUCGCGAAACAGUUUUACGAGGCGCUGGUCAAGUCGCGACAUGUCCAUGAGCUGGAAGUAAGCUUACGGUGGGACACGUCACUGGAUGAUCUUCGGAAAUUGACCGCUGCUGUCACGACGGCGAACAUUAUCCGGCUAUCCCUUCUCUACAGCUUUCAAGGACCAGCACUGGACUAUAUCAACCGCAACCGCCGUUUUAGGCCUAUUAUGGAACUCAUGUCCAACGGACGGGUCCAGUCUCUCGAGCUACUUUCGUUGUAUGCUGAUGUCCCCAUUCGGUUCAGGAGCUCUUACAUCAAGUUGACUUCUCAGCUUCGAACACUAUCUAUCAAAUACGUUGACCUCGAGGAUACCGCGGCUAAUGCAGCAUUCGCCAAGCUUCUCCAGAACUGUCCCAGCCUAGUAGAGCUGAAGCUUUCGACACAAGACCCAAGCUCGGGUCUGAAGACCAUCAUGGACAGCGUAGCCUUCCUAUCAAAACUCCGAAUGCUGGAACUUUACCCUUGGGUCAACUCAAAGAACCAGCGCAUUAUCGUGAACCUACUCAAGGGCAGUAUUCAAAUUAUUUGGGCUUCGAUAUUUAGCAUUGGGACCCUUCAACCAAUCUAUUUGGCAUUUCUUCAAGAUGGCCGUCUCACUCGAUUGUCGAUAGCGGAAACUGUUCGUGAAGAAGGUGAUGCUUCGCUGGCGGAGAUGCUACGAAGGAACCCCAAGCUUACAGAGGUCAAUCUUAGAUGCGAAUACCAACGAUUUGCACCGAUCAUCGAUCUGACUCUAUCAACAAGAAAGGAAGGUCGAUUACAAGGACGCACCUGUGCACCAUUACAACUCGAGCUCCAAGCAGAUUCCGACUUAGGCGACGAUUUAAUCACCUCGACGGUCCACUUUGCGGAUGACUCCGCUGCGUUCGAUAUGUCUACCCGUAUCAAAAUGGGACAGACAUCAAGGCCUUCCUCGGAUCACCUACCUCAACUAUUCAGUCGAUACGGAUGGUCCAUCAAGAUAUUGGAAGCCAUCUCUGGAACACUCAACGAUGAUCUUGCUCUAAAACUGGACAAAACAACAGAAGACAAUGAACCAAAGCUUGCAACCCUCAUGCUGGACCCAAGCGGCCUAUCACCCGCAGGUGUGGCGUCCAUGGAUCGAGUCAUGAGUCGUUCGGAUCAACUACAGGAUUUGCGGAUCUACCUCAAGAACCCACUUUUUGGCGACCGUGGAGACAGGCGACUGCUCCACCGACAUAGAGAAAAGUUGACCGAGUUGGCAGUGAAUGUGACAACACGCGAUUCACAUAUCCCACGGCUUGCAAAGAUCUUCCCGACAAGACGCGAUGUGCCAAAGCUGAAGUCCCUCUAUUUCAGAAAUCAGGCCAUGGCUCACUUUCCACAAGAGUUCAUCCCAUGGCUCGUUGCAAUGAUCUCUGCUCCGAACAAUCCAUCUGUCCAAAAAUCGCCCCUGCCAGAGAGUAUGAGAGUACCAUUGGCUCCGCCAUCGAUCAAGGCCUCUACGGAUACAUCACCAACAUGGGAGCCACUGCGCGAAUUCAAACUGCUUGGAUUUUUAUUACAACCUCAGGACUGGAGGACUCUUAUCGAGGCGCUCGAUGUUUUCACAUUGGAAACGCUGGAUUUCCGUUAUACCAAUUUCUCGGUCAAUGAGCUCAGAACGUUGGUCCAGUGCAUCCCUGACAAUAGUUCCGAAGUCGUACUAAAGUAUGUAUAUUUGAAAGAAACAAUGCUCUCACAGCAGUUUCAUUCUUCGGAAAUACAGUCGCUAUGUGCCACGUUAGAAAAGAAAGCCCCGCUAGCGGAGAUUCAAAUCCUGGGAAUAUGAUCACAUCUUCCUCAAUAAACACGACCCAACCUAGUAUAUUGAGGAUGAAGAAUGAAUGAAUGGUCUUGACAUAGACAAUCCGACACAUUUGUUCGUUUCUAGGCUAUUUGGUCCAGCGCUCCCUAUUUGUUGACUGGCAGUUUAUUUGUCGACCGGCGUAUUUUGAUAUGACACAUAUAGCGUCGCUUACAG